GUCUAACCCCGAAAAAUCACAGGAAACAUGGACAAAGUAGUCAGAGGCUAAUUCUGCACUUGAAACACAGUUAAAUACAUUAUGUAAAUUAGCAGAAGAACACUGGGAUGAAUAUAAGAAACUAAUUAACAGCUGCGGCUCACUUAAACCUGAAAAGUGGAUGGAGCAAGCCACUCAACAAAGUCAAGAGGUCAUUGCCAAAGCUUUAUUAGGCGCCAGAGUUGCUAUGCUUGGGAUCCGGUAUCAUAUGCGUCUGAUGGGCGAGGCUGCAGGCAUUCCGUGGCUUCAUUGGAUUUCAAAUUGGAGGGAACUUUAUUUGCAGCAGUUUGCAAGAGAAACUAGUCAAAGAGUUUGCCAAGUACAAGAUAUGUCACCUCCAUCUACAAAAGGAAAGAGGCCAAAACACAUACCUACAGGAAAAUUAGUUAAACUCCUCAAUGAAAAGAGGAAGAGCUUUAGACUGAAUUUGGAAAUGGAUAAGGUUGUUGAAGAGAGAUGGAGCAAGUGCACAAAGGAUGAUGAAUUGAAGGAUGGAGCAAGUUUCACGCAUGGUUUACUUUUGUGUAUCUUGUAAUGUUUCUAUUUUUCAUUUUUGAA
This is a messenger RNA of Humulus lupulus (European hop), 597 nucleotides long. RefSeq lists its product as uncharacterized. Lineage: Eukaryota; Viridiplantae; Streptophyta; Magnoliopsida; Rosales; Cannabaceae. The record is from RefSeq and is a predicted model, not a curated record. The transcript has 4 exons. Bases 161 to 574 code for a protein of 137 amino acids.